This is a messenger RNA of Onychomys torridus (southern grasshopper mouse), 654 nucleotides long. RefSeq names its product killer cell lectin-like receptor subfamily B member 1A. The transcript is spliced from 6 exons. The coding region runs from base 1 to 654 and encodes 217 amino acids. Lineage: Eukaryota; Metazoa; Chordata; Mammalia; Rodentia; Cricetidae. The record is from RefSeq and is a predicted model, not a curated record.
AUGGACACAUCAAGGGUCUACCUCAAUUUCAAGGCAUUCAGGACUCCAGGGGCUCAGCGUGCAUCACUGCCAUCUCUUCCCCCAGGUGCCUGUCGGUGCCCACACUCCCAUAGGUUGACUCUGAAACUCAGUUGUGCUGGGCUCAUCCUUCUUGUCUUGACCCUGAUUGGGCUCAGUGUUUUAGUGCGAGUCUUAAUACAAAAACCAUCAAUAGAAAAGUGCAGAGUGUAUAAUCAAGAGAACAUGGCUAAACCAACAGAGAGUCCAGCUAAAUUAAAGUGCCCAAAAGACUGGCUGCCACACAGAGAUAAAUGCUUACAUUUUUCUCAAGAUUCCAACAUGUGGAAGGAAGGUCUGGUUCACUGUACUACAAAAGGAGCCACUUUGCUGCUCAUUCAAGACCAAGAAGAACUGAGAUUUGUAAAGGACUCAGCAAAGGGAAAAGGCAAUUCAUUUUGGAUUGGACUAAAUUACACAUUGCCAGACAAGACCUGGAGGUGGAUAAACGGCUCUACUUUGAGUUCUGAUGUAUUACAGAUCACUGGUAAAACUACAAAAGACAGCUGUGCCUCCAUCUCAAAUACCAAAGUGUUUUCUGAGAGCUGUGUUUCAGACAUCAAGUGGAUCUGCCAAAAAGAACCAAAACGUGUGUGA